Messenger RNA from Leptosomus discolor (cuckoo roller), 333 nucleotides. NCBI's taxonomy places the organism in Eukaryota, Metazoa, Chordata, Aves, Leptosomiformes, Leptosomidae. The record is from RefSeq and is a predicted model, not a curated record.
AUGGAGCCUCAGGUGUCGAAUGGCCCUACUUCCAAUACAACCAAUGGACCCUCCAGCAACAGUAGAAACUGCCCUUCCCCCAUGCAGACAGGGGCUGCUACAGAUGACAGCAAAACCAACCUCAUAGUCAACUAUUUACCCCAGAAUAUGACCCAGGAGGAGUUCAGGAGUCUCUUUGGGAGCAUUGGUGAAAUCGAAUCCUGCAAGCUCGUGAGAGACAAAAUUACAGGGCAGAGUUUAGGGUACGGAUUCGUUAACUAUAUUGAUCCAAAGGAUGCAGAGAAAGCCAUUAAUACUUUAAAUGGACUCAGACUCCAGACCAAAACCAUAAAG